Bombus pyrosoma is the source of this 5386-nucleotide messenger RNA. RefSeq names its product elongation of very long chain fatty acids protein AAEL008004-like (gene sit). The coding region runs from base 380 to 1288 and encodes 302 amino acids. The transcript is spliced from 7 exons. NCBI's taxonomy places the organism in Eukaryota, Metazoa, Arthropoda, Insecta, Hymenoptera, Apidae. Gene Ontology annotation, cellular component: endoplasmic reticulum membrane. Gene Ontology annotation, molecular function: fatty acid elongase activity. Gene Ontology annotation, biological process: sphingolipid biosynthetic process; fatty acid elongation, monounsaturated fatty acid; fatty acid elongation, saturated fatty acid. The record is from RefSeq and is a predicted model, not a curated record.
GGGUAACUCGAAUACUCGGUCGGUUUUUUAAGUAACGAGUGCUUCGGAAGCCCUAGUCCGAGCUACUCGCGAGACCUGAGAUGCCCUGCAGAUGACACAAGGAAUAAUGAGUGAACUCCUCUUUCAUAUGGAAGAAAGCUCUCUUUCUUCGGUCUGUCCUUAUUAUAUGCUUGCCGGUAAAAAUCGGAGAAGAGGACGAAGAAGAUCGUUGAAUGAAGCAAAAGAAGCGCCGCCACCAGCUUAGGAUAGCCGCAAUCGAAGACCAAAGCUUGAGCGCUGUGCACGAACACUAAGAAGAACUGUACCUGCAAACAAAGUGAUGAAUUGAAUUGUUACAUUAAUUCGUGUUAAGGUUGUUUUAGUCGAGCUUCCAUUGAAUAUGAGCAGCGCACCUCAUAUCGACAGGAUGUCAAAUAUCUACAACAACUCAGUGGUUAGAUUUUAUCACUAUGUAUUUCACGAUCUAUCGGAUCCUCGGACAAGAGAUUGGUUCCUCAUACCAUCACCCGUACCUGGUGCUAGUAUUAUAAUCGGUUAUUUGUAUUUCAUCUUAUCUUGGGGUCCGAGACAUAUGGAGCACAGAAAACCAUACCAAUUAAAGAAAAUUCUAGUCUUCUACAACUUCCUGCAAGUUCUCCUCAGCUUUUGGCUAUUUUACGAAGGUCUGGACGCAGCUUGGCUUCGAAAGUACAGUUGGAAGUGUCAACCUGUUGACUAUUCUAACUCUCCAGACGCACUUAGAGUCGCCAGAGGCGUAUAUAUUUAUUUUUUGGCGAAGCUAUCGGAACUUCUAGACACAAUAUUCUUCGUUCUAAGAAAGAAAGAGAGCCAAAUCACAUUCCUUCAUUUGUAUCAUCACACUGUAAUGCCGAUGGCCUCUUGGGGCGCUACCAAAUAUUAUCCGGGUGGACAUGGCACGUUUAUAGGCGUUGUUAAUAGUUUCGUGCACAUUAUCAUGUACACGUACUAUUUGCUAGCUGCAUUACUACCUCAGUACCAGAAAUAUCUAUGGUGGAAGAAAUACAUCACGACCCUCCAAAUGGGUCAAUUCUGCUUGGCGUUUCUGCACAGCUGCCAAUUACUCAUUUACGAUUGUGACUACCCAAAAUGGUCGCUCAUCAUAAUUCUGCCAAACGCGAUGUUCUUCUACUUCUUGUUCGCCGAUUUCUACAGCAACGCGUAUAAGUAUAACGAAAACUAUUCGAAAUCGAUAGAGGGUAAAGAGAAUAGAGUCGCGAAGGAAGUGGCAAAUGGAAACACGCAAAAUGGAAAAAGAAAAACAGAGUAGUAUAGAAUUCCAUGAGUAUGAAACAAGCAACGAGAAGAAGAAAAAUCGACUAGAAUAUUCGCUCGUUGCCGUUGGCUUUUCAUUCAACGCGUUAAAAGUGGACCAUCGACGAUUGGUCGAUGAAACGACUAUGGGAUGUUUGAAUGGAUUUAUAUUCACGGUGACUGUGCUUUUGAUCCCUCAACGUCAAUAGUUCCAUGAACAAUAAGAACUGAAUUUUACAACCUCGAAGAUUUCUUGAAAAUUCCCUAGAAAAAUCGGAAAAACUUGUUUUCUUUGUUUCAUGUCGCGUCCCUUGGCGAUAAUGGGGAAGAAGUGCAUAUUUGCGCAUAAAAUCGAUCGUUUCUCCUUGAUCGUUUGCAGGCAGACUGUCAUCUACGGAGUCUUUAACUGCAUGCGUCAAUUAUAACCAUUCAAGAAUGUAGAUUUAGAAUAAUUACUAGCGAUAACAAUUGAUGAGAAAGGGGAAAGACGUGCGAGAGUUUUAAUUGAAGUUACAUAAGGUAAAUUCAGAAGAAAAACGCCACACUUGUAAUAUCUUCUAAUGGGAGAAAGAGAAUUGUGUAUGUUGCGUCUUGUCGUAACCCUGCUUGUAUGCAUGAAAAAACACGUUAGUACCUGCUCGACUCACAAUGUACAGGUCUGUGCCUGUGAACCAUUAAAGCAAUAACUGUACAAAAAAUUACUUAAAAAUUUUGUAUAUGUGAGACAUUACGCAAUGCUUGUUACAAGCGUAAUGGAAACAAGACCUAUUUUACUAUUUAAUAGCUUCUUAUCAAUUAGUAAACACAGAAAAAGAAUUUAGAGAACAGGAAUUAGUGCAUGUGGCAUCUUUCCUAUAAGAUGUAGGAGAGCUGUCAUUUUAGCAGCGUAUCACUUUUUUUAAUUUUUGUGGAUUAUGCAUAAGAAAAAUUGAUAACUGCUUUUGCUUUUCAUAUAUGAGUGUAUUAUUGUAAUAAAAAAAUUAAUCGUUUAAAUCAAUAUGAAGCCAAAUUUGUUAUUGAUCCUUAAUAAAAAAAAGGGUGGCGUAUCUCCCAAAUUUACCUUAGAUUAAUAUAAUAUUUUAUAGAUUAAUAUAGAAAAUAUUCUAACUAAUCGUUUGACGAUCCGCUUAAAAAUAAUUUAAUCUUGAAUUACAUCAUUACGUCUUAACUAGAAAAUGAAUGUAAGAAUUCACGUACUUUAAAGAAUUUGAAAAUACAGUUUCAUCGUACUAAUUUUUAGUUUUCGUGCCCAAUUAGACAAUAUUAGAUAAAUACUGGAGUGAAAAGAACAGAUCGUUCUUCUGAAGUAUGUAGACUUACAAUAUAUUACAAUGGGAAUGAAAUUGACUGGUUGGUUUUAAUGUUAGUAUAAUUUCAAUCAUUUCAAUCGUCAGUCUAUUGUCAGAUUAAGACUAUCUAGAUAGUAUUAUCGAAUAAUAAGCCUUAUGACGGUCAUUUAAAUGGCACGAUGUUUUAACAAGGCUGCCAACUUCUUCGAUCUUCUAUGUAAUUAUUAAUUAAUCCAAAGUAUUUUAUACAUUCCAUUUUACGAUGUAGAGUUUCAUAAAGGGCAUCAAAUAAGUAUAAGCUGCAAAUACAUUCAGGUCGAGUAAAUAAUCAAAAUUUUAUAUUGAUUACCGCCGAUGAAUCACCGUACCGUUUCUUACAAUGGCACAAAACAGUGAGGGAUCCAGUUGGACUUUUUCACCCGCAAACGAACAAGUACGAAAUAAUUCUCAAGGAGAAACGCAGUGUAUCUCUGAAAAUAAAUCUGAAAUCUCCUGAAUUCCAGCUUCAUACCUGUACAAGCAUCGUAACUUGUCCCGUUUUUUGUCUACAGAUUUUAGAGAACCACUCUUUCAGAAUCGAUUUAUCAUGGUGUAGUCUGUGAAAUUGUAGGAAAAAAUGCGAGUUACGUCAGACAUUUCGGUCUUUUAUUACACGCUUCGCUCAAAUCUUUAUUAUUUAAAUUGAAAGGAAUGUUGAUCUUGUAGUUAUAAAUGAGUGUAAUUUGAAGAAUAAACACAAUCUUUCAAGAAUUUUUUAACAUGAAAUAAUUAAAAGAAGAGUUGAUUUAUGGUUGCUUAUUAGCAAAACUCCAAUGACUGAAACGUCGAAGAUAUUUGUUGGAGUAUGAAAAGCUAAGGAAAAAGUUUGUGCAGACCUAGAAUUACUAUUAGGACUAGGAAUUAUUUUGCGAGUCACAUAAUACAUAUUUAAGUGUUAACAAGAAUAAAGUUUAAUAAUGAAGUAACGAAGACAAAGAAAAUUGCUUUAAGUUCGCUUUGUACCUGCCUCGUUGCAGGAACCUCAUUUUUAAUUAGUGGAAAUUAAUCGUUGAAUUUCACUGAAUUUUACAGUUCCCAUUUAGAUAUAUUGUAAUAUAUUGUAAGACAGCUGCUAUUUAUUUUUUCCGCAAUGUUUCCUUUGCAGCACGCUUUGCAAGCUAUAUUUGAACAUAAAUAUUGAAUCACGAUACUUUCCCAAUCAUACACGCGAAAAAAUCAAUCAUAACGAUGAUUUUUCUAUAUUCGUGAUUACGUUAGUUUUCGUUUGUACGUUUUUCAUUGAAAUUUUCUUUAUGUUUUGCUACUUGCCGUGUCUAUAUAAAGAAAGAAUAUUAAUUAUCAUUAUCAUGCAUAAAGUUUUAAAAAAAGAAACAUUUAUGAAAGAGAAAUUACUUAUUGGUCAACUUUAUUAAAUUCUGUUUGCAAGAAUAUUAGAAUCUGGUAUUUAGUUACUGUUAACAGCAACGAUUUAUUUGGGAAAUGGAAGAAAAGGAGAAGAAGAAUGAAAGUAGACGUCACAAGAAGAGAGAUCUAACUUCGACUCGUUGAAUUUUAAUACAACUUCAUGUAAAGAUCUCUUUUUAAAAUGACUCUUUAGGGAUUACCUCUUAUAUUAAGGUAGAUAUUUAAAAAUUUAUAAAUUGUCCGAAUGUUCGAAAGAAAGAAAGAAUUGUCCGAAGAUUUUUAUCUUAAAUACAAUUUAUGUUCCUUGAUUGCUUUUAGUUGCUACAGUGCCGUUUCGCGAUCGUGAUUUGCAUCAUAAUAGAUCAAAUCCAUAUACAUUUCCAUUGAACAUUAUUUUUAAAGGUAGAAAAAUCCAAAACAUAUUUCGAACGUUGCAUUAAAAUUUACAAGCUGUAUUGAGAUCCUCCUUUUGUCAACUCGUCUAAAAAGUUAUGAAUAAAUAAUAACUUUGUGUAUUUACAUGUCUUAAUUGUGAUCGACUUCUAUAAAUAUGCAGAAUAUUAACGUAUGCCAUGAUUAACGGCAACAUUUCUGCUUAUGUUGCACACUGUUGCAUCAGGCGUGACAGAUAUGCGUUUUAAAUUCGUUGAUUCGUUCAAAACACAAGUAAAUAACUGUUUGCGUUUUCGAACGAAUCAACAAAAUAUUUUUUCUUCGGUGGUUAUAUAUAUAUAUAUAUACCUUAUAAUACCGUGAUAAUAUAUAUAUAUAUAAAAGAUAAUAUAUAUAUAUAUAUUAUAAAAGAUAAUAUAUAUAUAUAUAUUAUCACGUCAAUAUCAAUAUCACGUGACUGUAGUUACGAAACUGAUUCACAAAAUGCAAAAUGGAAAUUAAUCUUAGCCAACAUUCUUAUAUAAAAAAGGAUUUUUCACAGGACAGCUUAUCCAUCCGAGUUAAAACGAAACGAUUUCAGUGUAAACCAAAUAUCGUACAGAGUUGCGACGCAAAGUCGGCAAGGCAAAAGCUAUUUAAUUUAAAAAUUAAUUUAAAAGAUCAUCAAGUCUUAGGAAUAAAAAGAAAGAGAAAACAAAAAAUAAUUUCAGAAAUAUACUAUUUGUGAUGAGUUCCUCCAGAUAGAAAUUCAUCGAAGAGUCAACCGAUUAAAAGUUGAAACAGGAGCGAUAGACGCAGGGUCUUGCUUUCCGAGGAGAAAGCAAUUACCGUUCUUCGAUGCUUUCGAUGUGACAGUCGUCUAGAGAAGAUACAGUGCCUUCUCUGUUCGACCUUUUCCUGAAUCAUAGCCCACCUCGUUUUACAGAGAUCGCCCCCGGGAAUUUGCCUUUAGUCAAGAUUUCGUUAUACUUUCUCCAGCUUCUGACGAAUCGUCUCGGUAUUUUUCCUGAGACAUCGUAUGCUCAUUG